AAUAGUCAGUAUCAUGAUCGUACGAGACUGAAGACAAUGCCUGAAUGAGUAGGCCUAUGAGGUCAUCACUGAAUAAGGGCAUUCCUAUCACAUGUAACAUGAAUUGUAAUGCUGCUAUAAAAAAAAUCUGUCCAAAGUAUCAUUAAUUAUAUCUGGCUAGCUGACUCACUUGAGAGCAUGAAUUCUGUGACUCUCUUCUUUGUGGUGUGCCUUGCAGCCCUCAAUGGCUGCUUGGCUGCUGAUAUGCAGUGGUAUAGAACUGCUCAGAGCACUGCAGACCGGCUCACUAAGCAAAGCAACCUCAAGUUUCAGGAUGACUUCCAUUUCGACCAAGUUAUCACCAUCAACAGGUCAAGUACAUUUCAAACCAUUAUUGGGUUUGGUGGUGCAUUCACUGAUGCUGCAUCGUUCAUAUUCUCCAAGCUCAACAGCACACUGCAGGCCCAGGUCCUGAACAUGUACUUCUCAGACCAGGGCCUACGCUAUAACAUGGCUAGAUUGCCCAUCGGGUCAUGUGAUUUCUCACUGAUGAACUACAACUACGACAGUACUAGUGGAGAUGCAAACCUAACGAAAUUCUCUAUAGACCACGACAAAUCUCAAAUCAUUCCACUGAUCAAAAAGGCCAAUGCCACCAUCUUAAAAGGAUCUGGAGAUGCCCUGUAUAUUGUAGCGACCCCGUGGAGUCCACCAAACUGGCUCAAAGAGAACAACAGUCCGUACUGCCCCACAGAUUGUGCAGGAGGGUGUGUAUUGAAAGACCAAUACAGGGACACAUGGGCUCUUUACUUUUCAAAGUUUCUCUCUGCUUACAAAGCUGAAGGUGUCGAUAUUUGGGGAAUCACAAUUCAAAACGAACCAGAAUACUGUCCACACAAUUACGAAGCAAUGCAUUUCACUCCUGAAGCAGAGAGAGACUUUCUGAAAGAUCAUCUUGGGCCUAAACUGAGCCAAGACCAUCCUGAUGUAAACAUCUUGAUAUACGAUCACAAUAAAGACCAUGUAGUGAACUGGGUACAGACAAUAUACUCCGAUGCUGAAGCUGCCAAAUACGUGUGGGGCACAGCCAUUCACUGGUACACUGGAGAUCAGUUCGACAAUGUCAACCAGGCUCACAACCUCUUCCCAAACAAACCAAUUCUAGCUACGGAAGCGACUGAAGCCCGUGAAGAAAACCCCGCGAACCCAGUGUGGGGAAAGGGGGAACAUUACGCCCAUGACAUUAUAGGGGACUUGAACAACUGGGUGGUUGGAUGGAUAGACUGGAACCUCGUCCUAGACAUACAGGGAGGUCCAAAUCAUAAAGGCCCCAACAAUUGCGAGGGCCCAGAAUUGUGUGGAUUUGAUGGAAUGCUAUUAGCAGACACUGACAAGCAGAUCAUCUAUCCUCAGGUCUUCUAUUACUACAUGGGACAUUUCAGCAAGUUCCUGGCCCGUGGUUCAGUGCGAGUGUGGAGCUUAGUGGACAACUCUUCACUGGAGUGUCUGUCAGUCCUCACUCCUGACAGUGGAAUGGUAGUGGUCGUGUUGAAUAGAGGACAGGAUGCUGUCACCUUCAAGCUCCUGGAUAUCAAUGUAGGUGGACAGAAACAAGCACUCAAGAUAACUGCCCUACCACAUAGCAUACAGACAUUCCUUUACUAG
Molecule: messenger RNA, 1644 nt
Organism: Halichondria panicea
Lineage: Eukaryota; Metazoa; Porifera; Demospongiae; Suberitida; Halichondriidae
Product: lysosomal acid glucosylceramidase-like
Exons: 3
Coding region: 178-1644 (488 amino acids)
Biological process (GO): glucosylceramide catabolic process
Molecular function (GO): glucosylceramidase activity
Source: RefSeq, a predicted model, not a curated record